GCUGCCAGUGCUAUCUCCUCCUGGUCCUCGGUCCAGGCCUCUCACGCCCUCCAGGACAAACCCUGGACUCUUCUCCUUCUGCCUCUCCCCUCUCUUUCUCCUUCAGGUGACGGCAGGAAGACGGUUCUCCUCAAGUCCAACGAGUGUUCCUCCGAGGUGCUCAACCUCCUUGCCAAUAAGGCAUGCCAGUGCUAUGUGGCCCUCGGCGAUUGGUCCUCGGUGCAGGAGUGGCAGGCCAGCGUGCACGCCCUCAAGAAGAACCCUGGUAACCCUGCCGCAGCGAGCGUGCACCUGAAGACAGACUUCAACUACGUACGGGCACUGAGCUGCUUCGAGGACGGAGACUUCCCAGAAUGCCGUGCUCAGCUGGAGCUCCUGGCGGGGGAGAGAGACGACUACGGCCUGCUCAACUCCACCUCUACUGGCUCCAAGGACAAACUAGACCUGAAGCGUCUCCUCCCGGCAGUGUUGAGUCCGGACCCCUCAGAACUGCAGAAGGCCAUUGAGGUGCAGCUGCUGCGGAGCGCUGUGGCUGCCAUGACAACGGCCAAUCACGAGCAGGAACAGAAGGCCAUGCCCACCUCGGAUACCCUGGUCCGUUACCUGAAGCAGACGGGUCGUAUCUCUCUGGGUCCCCUCCGCCUCUCCACCCUCACCCUCUCUGACGGCCUGCCCACUCUGGCCACCCUGCAGCUAUACUGCUGCUCUGCCCUGGAGAACACACUGAGCGGACAGGAGGACUGUCUGAUCCCUCUGUACAGUGAAGCUCUCAGCACCUGUAAACAACAGGACGUCCAGCCGUGGCUCCACGCACUGAGAUACACCAUCUACCAGAGACAGCUACUGCUCAGGCUGAAAGGCUCCUCUGCUCCGCUGGAUGGCCACCUGAUGGAACUAUGUCUGACGGCCGUCAAGUUCGCCCGGAAACAGGGGAACAUCGCCCUGGCAACGCGUCUGCUGGGCCAGUGCAGCGAGGAAGAGGAGGAGGAGGAGGAGGGGUUGAGCCGUGCGUUCAGGCGUCUGUCACUAGCGGGUGCUGUGGGGGAGAAGUGGGGACCUGAACUACAGAUCGAGAAGGCUAAAGUCCUCUGCACCGCGGGUCAGUCCCUGGCAGCCAUGGAGAUGUUGAGUUCCUGUGCUCUGUCUUUCUGUCGCUCAGGAAAGUGUGAGCGAGCGGCCUGUCGCUCCGUCCUCACUCUGUGUAAGUGGCUGCUGGCGGACUGGAAGGACAUGACCCCUCAGCUCAAACAGGUGGUGAAGAGGUCAGGGGUCAUGACCCCAGGGGUCGCCGCCUUGCCCCCCAUCAGCCGGAAUAUCACAGCCCUGCUGGAGCUACCCCUAGAGGACCAGGGCAUGCCCCGAAUCACAGCUGAGACCACAGUGAGUGUGGGUGUAGGAGAACCAGACUUGGUCCUGGGGCAGCUCUACCAGUUGUCCACCAGUCAGGCUCCGGAGGUGGCCAAGUCCUGGGCGGCUCUCGCCAGCUGGGCCUAUCGUUGGGGACGGAAGGUGGUCGACAACGCCAGUCAAGGUGAAGGUGUGCCCCUGCUCCCGGGAGAGAAGAAGGAGAUCGAGGACCUUCUCCCAGAAUGCACCAGUGAGGAGGACAAGGAGAACAUCUUCAGCAUCCUGGGUCAGGCCAUGUGUCGACCUGCUGGAAUACAGGAUGAGGACAUGGCCCUGCAGCAGGAGGAUGAGGAGGAGGAUGACAUGGUGGAUGUGAUCUGGAGACAGCUGCUGUCUGCCUGUCCCUGGCUGGAGGAGCAGGGGGAGGUGGAGGGGGUCCAGGGUGGGGGUAGUGGGGUGAUGGAGGGUCUGAUCCGGGUCUGGAGGAGGGUGGUGGACAGGAUCUUCAGUCUCUACAGGGUCUCCUGCGGUGCCUACUUCACCUUCCUCAAACUCAACGCUGGACAGGUUCCCAUCGAUGAGGAUGACCCCAAGCUGCUGCUGACCAAUCAGAACAGCAAGCAGAGUAACGACGAUAUCAUCGUCAUGGCGACGCUGCGGUUGCUACGGCUGCUGGUGAAGCACGCCGGGGAGCUGAGGGAGGGGCUUGAGCUUGGGCUCGCCUCAACCCCCACCGCCCCCUGGAGAGGCAUCAUCCCCCAGCUGUUCUCUCGUCUGAACCACCCAGAGGCUUACAUCAGACAGAGUAUCUGUAGUCUGCUGUGUCGCGUUGCCCAGGACUCACCACACCUCAUCCUGUACCCUGCUAUAGUCGGAUCACUGUCUCUGGGAGGAGAGGCCCAGCACGCAGGAAACAAGCUCCCGUCGGCCCUGCCCACCUUCCUGGGCAGCAUGCAGGGGGAGGGGCUGUGUGAGGAAGGGGAGGGGACACUAGGCAGUAACCCCGCCUCCCAGGAAGAAGAUGGGCGGGGUGAGGAGUUUCCUGCGCUGUGUUCCAGCCAGGACCAGGCCAUGAUGCAUGACUGCUACAGCAAGAUAGUGGACAAGCUGUCUGCAGCCAACCCCACUAUGGUGUUACAGGUCCAGAUGCUAGUGGGAGAGCUGCGGCGCGUGACUCUGCUGUGGGAUGAGUUGUGGCUGGGCGUCCUGCAGCAGCAACACAUGCACGUCCUGCGCAGGAUUCAGCAGCUGGAGGACGAGGUCAAGAGAGUGCAGAACAACAACACACUACGCAGGGAGGAGAAGGUGGCCAUCAUGUGUGAGAAGCACUCCGCUCUGAUGCGUCCCGUGGUGUUCGCUCUGGACCACGUGAGGAGCAUCACCACGACGCCCGCCGAGACCCCCCACGAGACCUGGUUCCAGCAGACCUACGGGGACGCCAUCACCUCGGCCCUGGAGAGACUGAAGAGCCCUCACAACCCGGCCAACCCGGCCAGCAGCUGGGUCCCGUUCAAACAGAUCAUGCUGAGUCUCCAGCAGAGGGCUCAGAAGAGGACCAGCUAUCUGCUGCGUCUGGACCACAUCAGCCCCCGCCUGGCUGCCAUGGCGACCACUGAGAUGGCGUUGCCGGGCGAGGUGUCGGCAACGGACGCGUUGACCAUCCAAAGUGUUGGCAACACCAUCACCAUCCUGCCGACCAAAACCAAACCCAAGAAACUACACUUCCUGGGCUCCGAUGGACGCAACUACCCUUACCUAUUCAAAGGUCUGGAGGACCUCCACCUAGAUGAGCGAAUCAUGCAGUUCCUUUCCAUAGUCAACACCAUGUUCACCAAGGUGAACCAGCAGGAGCGCCCCCACUUCCACGCCCGCCACUACUCCGUCACCCCGCUGGGGACGCGCUCAGGACUCAUCCAAUGGGUGGACGGCGCCACGCCGCUGUUCGGCCUCUACAAGCGCUGGCAGCAGAGAGAGGCCGUGCUGCAGGCUCAGAAGGCCCAGGAUUCGUUCCAGCAGCAGCCCCAGCCCCUCCCUCUGGUUCCACGGCCCAGUGAGCUCUACUACAGCAAGAUAGGCCCCGCCCUGAAGGCGGUGGGGCUCAGCCUGGAUGUUUCGCGGCGCGAUUGGCCGCUCAGCGUGAUGAGGGAUGUGCUUAAGGAGCUGAUGGCGUCCACGCCCCCUAACCUGCUGGCCAAAGAGCUGUGGUGCUCCUGUACCACGUCUAGCGAGUGGUGGAGGGUCACACAGUCCUACGCCAGGUCCACUGCUGUGAUGUCUAUGGUGGGCUACAUCAUUGGCCUCGGCGACCGUCACCUUGACAACGUGCUGAUUGACAUGACGACGGGAGAGGUGGUGCACAUCGACUACAACGUCUGCUUCGAGAAAGGGAAGAGCCUGCGUGUACCAGAGAAAGUGCCGUUCCGUAUGACCCACAACAUAGAGACGGCCCUGGGAGUCACUGGGGUGGAGGGCAUCUUCAGACUGUCCUGUGAACAGGUGAUCCAGAUGAUGCGUCGUGGGCGGGAGACGCUGCUGACCCUGCUGGAGGCGUUUGUGUACGACCCUCUGGUGGACUGGACGGCCGGAGGGGAGGUGGGCUUCGCCGGGGCCGUGUACGGAGGGGGGGGGCAGCAGGCGGAGAACAAGCAGAGCAAGAGGGAGAUGGAGAGAGACAUCACACGCUCCCUCUUCUCUUCCCGUGUGGCUGAGAUCAAGGUGAACUGGUUUAAGAACCGUGAGGAGAUGUUGGGGGUCCUGCCCCAGGUGGAGGGGGCAGUGGAGGAGUACCUCACCCUGCAGAAGCUGCUCUCUCAGGGGGACAAGAUGACCACCAAGAUCCUGGAGGAGAUGAGCUUCCUGGAGGGGGCUGAGAGCUGCUCAGACCACCUCAUACUCACCCUGGAACACAGGUACUCUGAGCACACCCAGCUAGCAUCUCGUCAGCGUACCGUCCAGGAGUUGAUCCAGGGGAAGCAGGGUGACCUGGACCAGUGGAUGUCCCAGUACCAAGCAGCCUUCAGCAGCCUGGAGGCCACACAGCUGGCCAGUCUACUGCAGGACAUCAGCAGUCAUAUAGACCUGGGCCCUCCCAGCUACGUCCCGGCCACAGCCUUCCUGCAGAACGCCGGCCAGGCCCACCUAAUCAGCCAGUGCGAGGGCCUGGAGGCUGAGUUGGGCUCCCUGCUGCAGCAGCGCCGUGGGGCCCUGCGAGGCUGUCUGGAGCAGCUGCACAGCUAUGCCACUGUGGCCCUGCUGUACCCGCGGGCCGUGCUGCUGCGCCACAGGGCCCACCUCUGGAAACAGUGGCUGGAAGAGCUGCUCUGUGACAUGACUGUUGACCACUGCCAGCAGAUCUCCAGACAGUAUGAGGUCCAGUUUGCCCCCCAGCCUCCCCUUGCGUCGUGCCAGUUCCUGUCCAGCGUUGAGCUGGCCCUGCAGCACCAGGCGUCAGAGACCAACACGCGUGUCCUGCGCCAGGCGGAGCGUGUCAAGGCCGAGGGAGCCACGGUCCAGGCGUGUGAAGAACAGCUGCAGGAGAUUGAGCGUUGCAUCAGUGUGUUCCUCCUAGAGAACCCAGAGCAGGGCUCUCUCAGCCUGGCCACCAUCAUCUCAUCAGCCCUCUGCACCCUCACCAGGCGUAACCUGGUGAUGGAAGGAGCAGCGGCGGCGGCAGGGGGGCAGCUGGUAGAGUUGACGUCUCGUGACGGGGCCUGGUUCCUGGAGGAGCUGUGUUCCAUGAGCGGUAAUAUCACCUCAUUGGUCCAGCUGCUGGGGCAGUGUCAGCUCCUCCCACACGACCUGGACCUGCCCUCGCCGCAGGAGACCGCCCAGACAGUCUACCUGGCCAACGCCGUCUACACCUGUCUACAGGAGCUGAACACUAACUUCCGUCAGAUCAUCUUCCCGGAGGCUCUACGCUGCAUGUUGAAGGGCGAGGCCACCCUGGAGACCAUGCUGUCGGAGCUGGACCUCUUAGUGGAGCAGUGUGCAGACGGGGUCUCCCUGCAGGGGCUGGCCGACGCCCUGCACACACACCUCCGCAGCGCCGCCAUGGGCCUGGAGCACGAGGCGGACACACAGUGUCUCCACAUCACCAGGAUGUUGCGGGCCCAGUACUGCCAGCUGAUGCAGCCUCCAGGGGCCAGUAUGGACGCCGUGGGACAGGACUCUCCUAAGAUGUCCGCCGGUCAGAUGCUGCUGGUGGCCUUUGAUGGCAUGUUUGCUCAGCUAGAGACCGCCUUCGGGCAGCUCACAGAGAAGAUGAUUUCCAUGGAGGUGCCGCCAGCGUGGCGGAAGGUGGAUGUGAUGCGUGAGGCGCGGGCGGCCCAGGUCCAUUUCUUCCACAGCGGUCCUCACAGACAUGUUCUGGAGGAGAUCUUCUUCCUCAAGAGACUCCAAACCAUCAGGGAGUUUUUCAGGCUCUGUGGAUCCUUCGCUCAGACACUCUCUGGUACGUGCCCCCCAGUGUCUGAGGACCCUCCUCCCUCCAACGGCCCAGUAGUGGGUCUGGGGGGUGUAGGUCUACCAGGGAAGCCCCUGUUCCGGGGGGCGGCGGCGGUGGUAGUGAGCGAGGAGCAGAUGACCCGGCCCAUCAAGGCAUUCACAGCGGAGUUUGUCCGUCAGAUGCUGAUUGGUCUUCCCACCCAGACCCUGGGUCUGUCUCUCUGCAGCACUCUGUCCGCCCUGGGUCUGGAUCUUACCGCGCAGGUGGAGGCCAAGGACUUCGGAGCCGACGGCAAGGUGUCGCUGGAUGAGUUGUGUAAGCAGACGGUGAUGCAGGGUCUGGGCGCAGGCCGUAUGUCUCAGCUGCUACUGAACAGAGGCACGGUGCUGGCGUCCUCCUACGACACGGCCUGGAAGAAACUGGACCUGCUCAGACGCCUGGAGACCAGCCUGGACGCUGCCAAGGUCUCCCUGCAACGCACCCAGCUACACAUCACCAUGUUCCAGUGGCAGCAUGAGGACGUGCUCGGCCCUAGGACCCAGCCGAUGAGUGUGAGCCCUCCUCCUCCUCGCUCCAUCAUCCUCAGUAGUAUGAAGAAGAAGCUUUACAAACUCAGCCAGGACGAGGCGGCCAUCGCUGCUGUCCAGGAGAAGCUGGCAUCACUAGAGGGCAGUAUAGAGCAGCGUCUGAAGUGGGCCGGAGGGGCCAACCCUGCCCUGGCCCCGGUGCUCCAGGACUUUGAUCUGACCAUCGCAGAGCGCCGCGCCCUCGUGGCCCGGGAGAGCCAGCGUACCAGCCAG
Molecule: messenger RNA, 6591 nt
Organism: Oncorhynchus tshawytscha (Chinook salmon)
Lineage: Eukaryota; Metazoa; Chordata; Actinopteri; Salmoniformes; Salmonidae
Gene: smg1
Product: SMG1 nonsense mediated mRNA decay associated PI3K related kinase
Biological process (GO): phosphorylation; nuclear-transcribed mRNA catabolic process, nonsense-mediated decay
Cellular component (GO): nucleus
Molecular function (GO): protein binding; protein serine/threonine kinase activity
Source: RefSeq, a predicted model, not a curated record